GAUGAAGCGGCUGGGGUCCUUUCGCCGUCAUGCCAAAACAAAAACCACAUCCCCAUCGGAACAUUCCGACGCCGCUUUUCCGUCAGGGCCAGCACCGGCCCUCCCCGCUCGACUAUAUCGAUUCAAUAGAAUGGCCGAGUUGUGGAAUCGGUCUUGCAAACUGUCCAGUCCUUGUAUCUUAAAGGACCUGCUCGACGACCCCUGCUACACCUCAACAUCAAGAUGGAAGAUUGGGAUAUCAGCAAACCGCUUGCUUCUCUCCCAAGCAUUAACCUCACUCGGCUCGGCCCAGGGAUCUCGUUCUUGCUGCCUCUGUCGCGGAGAGGACAUGGUCCAGGGUUGAUUCUUCUGGUGCCCAACACUGAUCACUCGCUGGACAUUAUCGAUGGAGUGCCAUCACCCCUCAUCAAAUGGGCGGAGGAAGGAUAUUCGGUGGUUGAAGUCCAAGAACAAGCUUUGGCUGGCGGUGGCCACGAUGCAUUUACCAUCGCUUUGGACGCUUUGGUAGCUAGCAAGGACUGUGACAAUGGAAAGAUAGGCUUAAUCGUGUACGACCCUCAAUUGUGGACUUCCGUGGCCACCACCAUCCCUGGUAUCCCGAGCAUCGUCGCAAUCGUGAUGUAUGGAGAGGCCGGAUCUAAACUCCCAAGUGCCUGUACUCCAGCCGCCCAGCCGAUUCUCUGCCACCUUGCGGGCACAAGACCCAAGACUCAGAGCCGCCAGACCAGGCAGCCCUCCCGGGAGUAUUAUUACCCCACCGCCAAAUCCUUCUUGUUUGCCACGCCCUUCGCCGACGACUUUCUGUAUGGCCCGGAGUCCAUCUCUCAUACUCGCAGUCUGUCUUUCCUAAAGCCCUUGAUGGCAGGCCCAUACUUUGAUUUGGAGGCCAUCUGGGACGAGCACACUUUCUAUGAAUUCACCGACCGAAGUGUGGAGCACACCAUGAGUACUAUGGUUGCUCAGCCAUACGUGAAUCAUGUUCCGACGCUUACCGGCGGAAUUGGUCGUGAAUCUCUUACUCACUUCUACCGGCACAACUUCAUCUUCAACAAUUCCGCCGAUACCGAGACAGAGCUGAUCAGCCGAAGCCUCGGCAUUGACCGCGUCAUCGACGAGUUCAUCUUUAAAUUUACCCAUGACCGGGAGCUGGAUUGGCUUCUGCCCGGAGUGCCGCCAACACAGAAACGCGCUGCAAUCCCCUUCACGGCAAUAGUGAAUAUCCGUGGGGAUCGACUGUAUCACGAACAUAUUUCAUGGGAUCAAGGUACCGUGCUUGCACAACUCGGACUUAUACCGGACUAUUUGCCCUUCCCAUGUCCUCUGCCAGAUGGUCGGAGGGUUGAGUACCGCGUGCCAGUGUGUGGAAUAGCCACGGCGGAGAAAUUGCGAGAUCACACGGCGGUACCUUCGAACCAGCUCUUCGAGUAUAAGGUGCGGGAAUACAUGGAAGAGCCGUGAGUCACUGUGUUUAAAGAGCAGCGCCCCAUACGGGAAUCAUACGCCCAGUUAUCAACCUGCAAUGUCAGUAGAUUACGAUGCCAGGAUUCUUAAAAAUGACCUGGUCUAGUCUCUAAUGGAUGGGCAAGAUAGCGAGAUGCACAAGGCGC
Aspergillus fijiensis CBS 313.89 is the source of this 1607-nucleotide messenger RNA. RefSeq names its product LEA domain protein. The transcript is spliced from 4 exons. Gene Ontology annotation, biological process: polyketide metabolic process. Lineage: Eukaryota; Fungi; Ascomycota; Eurotiomycetes; Eurotiales; Aspergillaceae. The record is from RefSeq and is a predicted model, not a curated record. The coding region runs from base 223 to 1458 and encodes 411 amino acids.